AUGACGUCGCGACGACACUCCGUCGAUUUAUCCAGUUUUGAGGAAGGACGCGGGCCCCAUGAGGAACCCGGGCCGUAUGACGGAUCGGUGCCGAACACUGGCAAUCGCCAGUCCACGAGCCAAGGAGGAGAUGCUUCCGAUGAAACUGCCAUGCCCGUAGUGGGCGAACCACGCUCGGAAGCUCCAAACGUCGGCAACGGAGCGAGAAGUCGUGGCGAUCCGCCAUCGACACACAACUUGUACACGAAGCCCGCGCAAAGCAAGCCGUCAAAAACUGAUAUCACCGGCUGGGACUACGUGUACGACCGACUAAGGUUAUAUGAUCAGGAAAUGAUUAAGGGCUACUCCCAGGAUAUCGACAACCUCCUCAUCUUUGCAGGUCUAUUUUCCGCGGUCCUCACCGCGUUCCUGGUUGAGGUUUACACCCAGUUGCAACCGGACAACACCCAGCUGUCUGUCCAACUCCUCUCGAACAUUUCUCUCCAGCUCCAGCAGAUCUCCUUGAACCAAGCCGCCCCUGCGUCUGUCGAACCGCUGAAUAUGUCCUUUCAGGCCGAUUCACAUGUGGUCGCGAUCAACAUGCUCUGGUUCCUGAGUCUGAUCCUCGCCCUCGCCUCCGCUCUGCUCGGCAUAUUCGUGAAACAGUGGCUCCGCGAGUACAUGGCUUGGCCAAACAUCUCUCCAGUUCAGCACGCCAUACAGCUUCGGAAGUUCCGCUAUGAUGCCUUUCAUAAGUGGAAGGUCCCCGCCAUCGUGACGCUGGUUCCUGGCCUACUACAGCUUGCAGUCGUACUAUUCUUCGGUGGCCUCGUCACUCUUCUAUGGCCUAUUGAUAUCAUCGUAUCCGGAGUGUGCUGCGCUGCCGCUGGCCUGACCAUAUCCCUGGCCUCGCUGACUGUGCUACUACCGCUGUUCUUCGAGACUUGUCCAUACAAGACACCUUUUGGAUGGAUGAUACGCCCUAUUCUACGACCGUUUUACCGCAUGAUCAGACCAUUUGUGUCCUCCCUGUACCUCUGGAACUGGCCAGACCGGCUCAAAGCCAUCAAAGAGUACUGUUGGAAUUGUCGAUAUCCCGUCCCGGACAUGUACGCUUUCGACGGAUGGGAUCAUCGCGAUCUCGCACUGCGGUGCUUCGGACGUGAUUCCGAGAGCAGCAUCGCGUAUCAAUUCCACUCGCUGCUGUGGCUUGCCUCACACGAGGAACUCGGAGACGAUGUGAUCGCGCGAUGCAUCUCCGCUUCACCAGGACCGCGCGUGCGCACCCGUUCUGCCCUCCAACGGGUUGACAAUUCUUGGCCUGUAAAACCGGAGCGGCGCAUACGUGGGUACUGGAAGGCCAUCUCGGAGCUGUUCGGGAUGCCAUGCGUCGGACCUACGAUCCCGGCGCUCGAUAUACUCGACAAGGCGUGCAUCUACGACUUUGGCCAGGGAACCUCCCAGAUCAACCACGCGAAACUUUGUGAUGCCUUCGCUUCGCUGACAUCCUUCAACGACACACAAGUUCUACUGAUAUCAGAACUGCUCAGAUCCGGUCUCGAUACGCUCCUACCCGAUGCAAUGAGCACCAUUACGAAUACCUCCGACCUCUACAGUAAAUCGCUGGUCAUGAUUCUCUUCAUCGCGACACAAAAUGAUCGUACUCAUGUCCCAUGCGUCAAUUUCUUGCUCAAAAACCUUACAAAGUCCGACGAGUCCGACCUGACAGACGCGAAUGAGAAUAUUUCUGCUAUAUUCUAUGGCUUUCGGGAUAAAAUACGUUUUAUCUACCGGGAGCUGAAAGACAUGACUGACAUGCUUGAGCUUGCAUGUUCAUGCUAUGACCGUGCCGCGUUUCGGUCGGCUUACGUGCAUCGUGAUCGCUUCUGGACCGCGGUGUCGUGCGUCACCAAUACAGAAGCAGAUGAGGGGAUCGCGCGAGCCCAGCGCUACACGGAAUCCUUCAAGUUCCAACGCUGGCGCAUGGCCAUGACUCGACCCGGCGUCUCUUCCCUCUCUACUCUCCUCAGUCCUGAGGCCUACGGCGUCGGACGCUCUGUCCUCAUGAGCUCCAUCACCGCCGCCCUCGCAACACCAUCCACCUCCCAGAAUGAGCCGGCCAGCUCAGACGCGUCGCGCAAGCGCAAGAUCGCCGACGCCAUCCACACCCUCGACGAGGCCAUUGGGCCCUCGACUUCCGACCUCUCGCCGCCUUCAAAACGCCAUCAUGGUGCACGGUCGAUAUACACGACUCUCGCCAAGUAUGGCAUAAAGACGAAAGAGCCGCGCGCUGCGACGAGUAGUCUCUCACUCAAGUCAGAGGCGCUCGUAAAAGCUCCUCACCUCUCCGCCAUCCUCUCCCGCACCGCGUCGCGUCGCAAGAAAGCCUCGGCCAUCGCCAGUAGCAGCCAAACAACCGCCCUUCCAGGGAAAGAGUUCUCGCCCUCCUCCGUGCCUUCCUUCAUCCGCCGUCUUGGCACCUUCAAGCUCUCUACCUACGGCAACAAGCCUCCUGCGAUCGACGCCGUUGCCGCGGCGAAGCGCGGCUGGACGAGCGACGGCGUGACGAAGGACCGGCUGGUGUGCGACUUCUGCGGCGCGUCCUGGGUCGUCGCUGGUCGCGAAGGUCUGUCACGGGAUGCGGCCGCGGCGCUCGUCGAGAAACAGAGGUUGCAGCUCGCGUCGAUGCACAAGGACUUAUGUCCGUGGAAGACGCGUCAGUGCGAUGAUUUGAUAUAUCGCAUACCGCUCAAACCUCCUGCAUACAUGGCCCGCGAAGUCAAAUCCCGCGCGCUCUUACUCGAGCCAUUACUUGAAGGCCUUCAAAUCCGUCACCCCUUGACCUCAACACAGGUUUCAGCGCUCCAAAAGACGUUGGCCUCUGUGACCGUCCCGCCACUUUUUCAGCCCACCUCCGCCUCCCAAGCCGGCUCCUCCGCCUCGCGCUCCUCUACCCCCGAACCAGCUUCCUCUCCUCCACCGGCCUCUCCCUCACCCACUCCUACUCCCGCUCCUGCCCCCGCCUCUGCUGAACCAUCCGACACCGCCGCCCUCGCUGCCCUCUUUGGCUGGGCCCCCGCUCCACCGCCACCCCCCUCCACCUCGACAUCGCGCUUCCCCUCGCACUAUCCAUCUGCGUCCUCCGCCUCCCUCGUCAACCUCUCACGCUCCGCCUCCGUCGCCUCUUUCCGCUCUAUGGGCGACGAUUCGCCCACGCCCUCCAUAUCGGCCUCGACUUCCGUCUCCCGGGCCGGCACGCCCAACCCCUUCUCGUCCACCUACGGAGCGAGAACGAGUAGUACUUACACUAAACCCGAAAACGCGACCCUCUUCUGCGAGUUGUGCCAACGCCGCGUCGGACUGUGGACGUUUAUCCCCAAGAAAGAGCCUCCCCCUCUUCCUCCGAGCAGUGCUGCUGCAAUGGACGUCGACUCCGCUCCGCCGACCCCAAAGCCGCGCGCUCAACAGCAGCACCAACGGCCGUUCGACCUGCUCAAGGAGCACCGCUCGUACUGCCCCUACCUCGUGCGAUCGACGGUCAUUCCCACCCUCCCCUCCCCUCCCUCGCCUUCGCUUUCCACAUCCACCUCAUCAAGCGACACCACCGCUAACGCCACUGCGACCGGGACAAAACCGAAAGAAGACGUGAUGGAGGGCUGGCGCGCGGUGCUGACCGUGCUCUCGCGCUACGGCCUCGGCCACCGUGCGCGGCGGCGGGCUCCCCUUUCCGUUCUCGCGGGGCAAGAGGGGCAGAACGAAGGGCAGGAAGAGGUAGAGGAGGAAGUGGACGCGGUGAACGCGAUGAUCGCCGACGUGAAGAAACGGGGGAGCAGGGACCUGAUGAAAUACGUUAGGAGCUUGUUGGGGUAG
Messenger RNA from Punctularia strigosozonata HHB-11173 SS5, 3849 nucleotides. Its product is annotated as zf-C3HC-domain-containing protein. Bases 1 to 3849 code for a protein of 1282 amino acids. The record is from RefSeq and is a predicted model, not a curated record. Gene Ontology annotation, cellular component: nucleus. Lineage: Eukaryota; Fungi; Basidiomycota; Agaricomycetes; Corticiales; Punctulariaceae. The transcript is spliced from 10 exons. Gene Ontology annotation, molecular function: zinc ion binding.